AUGAUGAAAACUGCAAUUUGGUUGCAGACUAGUGGUAUCCCAGUUUCAGAGAUUUGUGAACACCAAUUUUUGUUGUACAACAAGGAUGCUACAAAACACAUCUUUGAAGUAUCUGCUGGUCUUGAUUAUCUUGUCCUUGGAGAAGGUCAAAUUCUUGCACAAGUUAAACAAGUUGUCAAAGUUGGGCAAGGUGUUGUUGGCUUCGAAAGGAAUGUUAGUGGGCUGUUCAAACAUGCAAUUACUGUUGGGAAAAGGGUUAGAACAGAGACUAACAUUGUUGUUGGGUCUGUUUCUGUUAGCUCUGCUGCUGUUGAAUUGGCUUUGAUGAAGCUGCCUGAGUCUUCACAUGCUGCUGCUCGAAUGUUAGUUAUUGGAGCAGGAAAGAUGGGAAAGCUUAUGAUCAAGCACUUGGUGGCAAAAGGUUGCACCAAGAUGGUUGUUAAUAGAAGUGAGGAGAAAGUCGCAACAAUCCGUGAGGAGAUGAAAGGUGUUGAGAUUAUUUACAGACCCCUUACAGACAUGCUCGCUUAUUCAGCUGAAGUUGAUGUGAUCUUUACUAGUACUGCAUCAGAAACUCCAUUGUUUUUGAAAGAAAAUGUCAAGGACUUCCCCCCUGUCAGCUCUAAAGUUGGUGGUUCAAGGCUCUUCGAUGACAUCUCCGUUCCACAAAAUGUGGGAUCAUGUGUCUCAGAUGUUAAAAGCACACGACUGUACAAUGUCGAUGACCUGAAGGAGGUUGUAACUGUUAAUAAAGAGGACCGACUACGAAAAGCAAUGAAAGCUCAGACUAUUAUUGCUGAGGAAUCAAAACAGUUUGAUGCGUGGAGGGAUUCACUUGAAACCGUUCCGACCAUCAAGAAGUUGAGAGCCUAUGCAGAGAGAAUUCGAGCUGCAGAGUUAGAGAAAUGCUUAUCAAAGAUGGGGGAAAAUAUCCCAAAGAAGUCAAUGAAGGUAGUGGAUGAUCUCAGCCGUGGAAUUGUGAACAAACUUCUCCAUGGUCCAUUGCAGCACCUGAGAUGUGAUGGCAGUGACAGUCGAACUCUAAGUGAGACCCUUGAGAACAUGCAUGCACUUAACAGAAUGUUCGGCCUCGAGACAGAUAUAUCUCUUCUAGAACAUAAAAUUCAAGCCAAGGUGGAACAAAACCAAAAGUAAGUGUCGAUGUAGAAUAUCCAACUUCCUAAUGGUCAAAUAAGAGGGUUACUUCCACAGGGUGUUAUGAGUUUUCAUCUGUUGUAGUUGUCGAUUCGAAGUUCUUAUGGGGUAUAUUUCAAUUCGUUAAUUUGUAUAAUUUAGACUCUUUUGUGUUUGAAUCUCAUUUGAUCUUCACACUCAGACAACGUGCUUGUUGGUGGUCUUUUGGCUUUGUGGUGUGCACCGUGUGAAAUGAGCUUGAUCCGUCACAUUCAUCUUUAGAAUGUAUGAUAUCUAUUUGAACAAUAUCAAGCAUUGUAACUAAUCACUACUUAUUUUAAUAUAGAGCUGGAAUUUUCU
Molecule: messenger RNA, 1494 nt
Organism: Hibiscus syriacus
Lineage: Eukaryota; Viridiplantae; Streptophyta; Magnoliopsida; Malvales; Malvaceae
Product: glutamyl-tRNA reductase 1, chloroplastic-like
Exons: 2
Coding region: 1-1155 (384 amino acids)
Biological process (GO): tetrapyrrole biosynthetic process
Molecular function (GO): glutamyl-tRNA reductase (NADP+) activity; NADP binding
Source: RefSeq, a predicted model, not a curated record